Molecule: messenger RNA, 5153 nt
Organism: Ictalurus furcatus (blue catfish)
Lineage: Eukaryota; Metazoa; Chordata; Actinopteri; Siluriformes; Ictaluridae
Gene: hs3st1
Product: heparan sulfate (glucosamine) 3-O-sulfotransferase 1
Exons: 2
Coding region: 484-1602 (372 amino acids)
Molecular function (GO): [heparan sulfate]-glucosamine 3-sulfotransferase activity
Source: RefSeq, a predicted model, not a curated record
UAGCCAGGGAGGGGAAAUCGCGGACAAUUCCCAGAGUGAGCGUGGCCUUGUGGUUGCGCUACAGAAGGGGCGUGUCGGAUUGAUAUAAAUGAAAGUCCGUAUGGAAGGAGCCGUCGGUCAAAACUUUCAUCCAGGACAAGCGAGAGCGAUUUAUUCGGAUCUGACAACCGGACACAUGUUUGCGUGUGUGUGUGUGUGUGAGAGUGAGUGAGUGAGUGAGUGUGUGUGUGAGUGAGUGUGUGUGUGUGUGUGUGUGUGUGUGUGUGUGUGAGUGUGUGUUCACGGAAGGGAUCUGUCAGCGUGAAGCAAUGGUAUGUGUGUGUUUGAUGUAAUCGCGUGAGCAUUCCUACACCUCUCCAAUCUACAGAGAUAUAAAAGGCACCUCUUGUAUGCAGCAUGUGUAUUCUUCACUGGAUGAAGUGAUUCACCAAAGACAUCUGUUCAGUAGAAAACUGUAGAUAUCAAAUCCGUUCAGAUCUCCUUAUGGCGGCAGUAUUUUUCACCUUGCUCCUCCUCCUCCCCCUUCCUCCAUACAUUUCUUCUCGUCCAUUUGCAAAGACACCAGUGACCAUCGGAGUGGACAAGAAUGUUGUCCACCAAAAUGGUGGCAGCAUUACAAUCAACCAAUCCAGCAACAAUGACAUUCAAAGCUCAAACACGGUAGGACAUAAAGAAAGAGAACUGGACCAGAACACAAUUAAUGUCCACCCAAACAUCCAAAAUGGACAUGAGGUCUAUACAUAUCCAAGAAAAACUGGCCAAAAAAACCAAAACAACAGUGGAACAGAGCAAACCAGCAGUGAAAUCAGCCAAAACAAUGGAAAACUUGCACAUCAUCUGCCGGAUAUCAUUAUCAUUGGAGUAAGGAAGGGUGGUACAAGAGCAUUGCUUGAGAUGCUGAGCCUUCACGACACCAUCGCUACUGCUCAAAGCGAGGUCCACUUCUUCGACUUGGAUGCUCAUUACCAGCAGGGACUCGAGUGGUACACAUCACAGAUGCCACUGGCUCGACCUGAUCAGUUGACGGUAGAAAAGACUCCGGCAUACUUCACCUCUGUUGACGCUCCGGAGCGAAUUCUUCACAUGAACCCUUCCAUCCGGCUCUUGCUGAUUGUCCGAGAUCCUGUGGAUCGUGUUCUGUCAGAUUAUACACAAGUUCUUUACAAUCAGCUUCAAAAACACAAAGUUCCACAGCCCAUCGAGGACCUGCUGCUCCGAGAUGGCGAGCUUAACCUCAACUAUAAAGCUGUGAAUCGAAGUGUGUAUCACCCGCAUAUGCAGCGAUGGUUACGGGUUUUCCCACGUGACAGCUUUCAUAUAGUGGACGGCGACACGCUCAUCAGAGACCCGUUAGCAGAAAUGAAAAAAGUUGAACAUUUUUUGCACCUCAAGCCACAGAUAACCGAAGAAAACUUUUACUUUAAUCGGACGAAAGGCUUUUACUGUUUGAAGGAACAAGGUCACGAACGCUGCCUACAUGAAUCGAAGGGACGAACACAUCCAAAUGUAGCCCCAGAGAUCCUGCAGAAAUUAUGCGAAUACUUUCAGGAACCAAACAGGAAGUUCUUUGAACUGGUAGGAAGAACGUUUGAUUGGAAGUGAGAACUGUUUAAAGAAUGGACAAGGGAAAAUGUUUGCGAUUUUGUUACAGAAGCUCAUUCAUAUGCAAAUGCAAACAGUUAUUUAAACUUAUGGGAAGAACAUUUGGGAAAUACUGUGAAAACUACACCGACAGUUUCACCAAAAAAAGAGCUGGGUGCAAUUGCAUACCAGACUGUUUGAAUUGGUGGAAAACAGUGAAAUAUUUUGAAAACUGAGAUUUUCACGAAACAAACAGGAAGUUCUUUGAGUGUGUGGGAAGAACAUUUGACUGAAAGUGAGAAGUCAGUGAAAUCCAUGCUAGUAUUAUUCACUAGUCAAACAGAAAUUGUUUGACAUCAUAACAAAGGAUUAUGCAAAAUCCUGCAAAAAGCUCAUUACAGUCCUCUGCUAGUUAUUGAAGGAAGUUGGAGAAAUUCAGCAAAUAAAAACUGCACAAAUAGUAUUGUGAAAAACUGCUUUCAUAAACCGGAGGGAAAUUUUGUCAGAGCAGGGUAGUAGUCGAAAAAUAUUAGAUGAACAUUAUAUAUUUAACCUUGGCUUAAUAAUAUAGCACAACAUUAUACAUCAUUACCACAAAACCCAUUCACCUCGACCUGACUGACUGAAAACCUACACACACACACACACACACACACACACACACACCUGGCUAAACUGAAACUAAAAACAGGAGGUUAUUUAAACUUGAGAGGAAAUUAAUUCAGUUGAAUUUGGGCCUUAAAAUCAGAAGGAGGAAAAAAUGCAAGCACACACACAAACCUCAUAAAUAGGAUUAAAAUACAGUGUGUGAAAUUCAGUGUUAUAUAAAACAUGCUGGAAACUUAACACACGUUUGUAAACUUGUUCUUAUUAUUAUGUGUUAUAGUGAUUUUUUUUUUAGGAUAAAUGUUUUAGGACUCAUCAGCUCUAAAUGUGAGUUUGCACCAUGUCAAAAUUUACAAUGUUUAAGGAAACACAACAAUAUAUACAUUAACAAUGUUGUUGUUGUUGUUGUUUUAAGAAUGCCAAAAUAUUACCUCAUGACACUGUGCUUUUUUGUAUUUUUUGAAGGUAUUAAGGAACAAAAACAGCAAACAUUUACACACAUGGACAACAACACAUGGGUAGCCAACAACAAUAUAAUAAUAAUAAUAAUAAUAAUAAUAAUAAUAAUAAUAAUAAUAAUGCCAAAACCAAAUUUUUCCAUUUUGUACAUAAAAUGCAAAACUAUGUUAUGCUAUUUACUGUGAUGUCUAUACCAGACUGUCUAUACCAAAUGAUAGGAAAUGUUUUACUGAUAUGUAUUAACCAGAAGCAGCUGCAUUUUAUGUCUUUUUCAGUUAUGUUUGUCUUUGAUAUGAUUUCACAGUAAGAAAAUUCUCAGCCCAUAAUUCCGACACGAUGACCUGAAGGCAUUAGUUACACAAUGAUAUGACCGUAAUGACAUAAUCAGCUCUCAGGUGGAAUGCUUUCGUGUAUUUUGAGGGAAAGGCUUCUAAAAUAUUGAAUAUCAAGGUACAGUGCUGUGAAAAUGUAUUUGCAUCCAUCCUGAUUUCUUCUGUUUUUGUGUAUAUCUUAUCCUAAAUUGUUUCAGAAGUGAAAACAAAAUGUAAUAUAAAACAAAGGCAACCUAAGUAAGCACAAAAUACAGUUUUUAAAUGACAGUUAAUUAUUGAAACAAAAAAGUUAUCUAAUACCAACUGGGCCUGUGUGAAAAUGUAUUUGCCCCCGUAGUUACUAAUUCCCCAAAUCUAUGAAACUGCUUUCAUAAUGGUGUUCAGCUGGACUAGACACAACUAGGCCUGAUUACUGCAAACCCUGUUCAAUCAAAUCAACACUUAAAUAGAACUUUUCCAGCAGCAUGAAGUUGGUUAAAAGGUCUUACCCAGUAACACACUAUGGCAAAAUUGAAAUAAAUUCCAGAAAUGAUGAGGAAGAAGGUGUUUGAAAUACAUCAGUCUGGGAAGGGUUACAAAGCUAUUUCAAAGUCUCUGGGACUCCAAAGAACCAUUAUAUCCAAAUGGAAAAACUCAGCACACCCAAAAACCAUACACUGAAUUCCACAAAGAGCAUCAAACCUAUGGUCAAGCAUGGUGGUGGAAGUGUGAUGUUGUGAGGAUGCUUUGCUGCUUCAGGGGCUAGGCAACUUACAAUAAUUGAGGGAAACAUUAAUUCUGCUCUCUAACCAGAAAAUCCUAAAGGAGAGUGUCUGGUUUUCAGUCCGUAAAUUGAAAAUCAAUCACAACUGGAUUAUGCAGUAAGACUAUGAUCCAAAGCAUAGGAGUAAGUCCUAGUCCUAGAAGUAAGUGUAAGGUGGCACAACCAGAUUUUAAGUUUAAAGGGGCAAUUAGUUUUUCACAUGGGUGAUAAGAGUUGAAUAACUUUUUUUUUUUGCUUCAAUAAAAAAAAAAAUUUUAAUAAAAAAUGUGUUGUGUGUUUACUCAGGUUGCCUUUGUUUUAUGUUGUAUUUCGUUUGAAGAUCUAAAACUAUUUAGUAUGAGAUAUACACAGAAACAGAAGAAAUACUUUUUCACAGCACUGUAUCAGGUCCAAAUACAAAUCCACAGUGCACCUCUCCUUGAAAUGUGAAGGUUAAGUGACACAGAUAAUGAGACAGAGUCAUAUUCUGACAUACUCGCUGUACAAAACAGGAUAAUGCACAAACUAGCAUUAUAAGAAAGCUAGAAUAUAAAUCUGUAUUAUAGUAAACAGUUUAACUUAAACUAGCAUUACAGUAAAUUGACUAACCCAUAACCUAGAAUAGCUAAUUACAACCAUCAUACCACACAAGCUCUAUAUGUUUAUUAGCACUUUUAAAGCUGUUUUAACUUUUUGAAUUAAUUAACUGGCAAAUGUAUUUGGGACUACAAUCACAGCUCAAUUGUUUCAUAAACUAGCAUGAAAUUAGCUAAACAAUCAGUAUUCUUGCUAGCUGGCUACUUGCUAGUUGUUGAUGAAACUGAAUGCUGCAUACUGCUUUUGAUCAUUAUUUAUUCUCCAUUUUCAACAUUGUAAAUUGUUGGCUUUUACUGUUAUACUGAGUCAGUGACUGUGCUAAAAUAUGUAUAUGCUACAGUGUAUAAGCUACAUUUAUAUUUGUAUUUUUAUACAGCAGUCGAUUUUUUUAUUUUUCAUAUUUUAAAAAAAUAUUUCUACAGUAAUGAGCAUCAAAAACAUUUUUUUUAUUUCCAUUAAAUAAAUAGAUUUUGUUUUAUUUUAUCUAUGCAAAUGUGUUAUGCCAGAUGUUUCAUGUUUGCAGUCCUUUAAGCUUUUAAAUAUUAUAAAUGUUUUUGUUUUUUUAAAGCUACCUAUGUGAAUAUACGAAUAAUAAAUAUUGACUUAUCCAGUUUAAUAAUUGUGGCUUUUUCUUAAUAAAAAUAUAGUUUACUAAAGAAUUUAUUAUUAUAGAAUUAUUAAAGUAGGCGUCAUCCAAGUAAACUGGAUAGCACAGUCAAUAUUUAUUGUACUAUAUGAAUAUUAAGGUUACAUUAUUAUACAAUAUUAUUUUUUUAUAUUACUAUUAAAUUAUAUGAAUGUGAGAAAACCAUAUUUGAUUAAUUGUCCUGAGUAUG